Molecule: messenger RNA, 4457 nt
Organism: Homarus americanus (American lobster)
Lineage: Eukaryota; Metazoa; Arthropoda; Malacostraca; Decapoda; Nephropidae
Gene: Hmt4-20
Product: histone-lysine N-methyltransferase Suv4-20-like
Exons: 8
Coding region: 326-3061 (911 amino acids)
Cellular component (GO): nucleus
Molecular function (GO): histone H4K20 methyltransferase activity; protein binding
Source: RefSeq, a predicted model, not a curated record
UCUGUAACACCCUGUAGUCAGCCAUGAUGCUUCUGCAGAAUCACUUUCCUGAGUGAAUGAAACAUAAUUUUCUGAAAAUCCUUCAACAAAUAACUAAGAUGGGAGUGUAACAGUGCAUAAACGGUAUUUUAAAUACAUUGCCAAGAUUAAUUUCAUACGAAGAGGAUCCAGAAGGAGUGAUAACUCUACAAGCGCUUACUUCAACCUUCGCAGUGCCCAUGACUCAAUCUCCACUUCCCUGAAGGCUGAUUGGUUCCUUUCACAAUUGUUUUUCUUCUAAGAUUGUGAUAGAAGAUCUAUUCAUUUAUAUGGUUAGGUGAUCAAGAUGGUGGUGGCUCAGGGGGGUCGGUUGAUGCGUGGUGGGGGCAUGGCUACCACAGGCUGCGGCAUGACCCCCAGGGAGCUCUCCGACUAUGAUGACCUGGCAACCGCUCUUGUUCUUGAUCAGUAUUUAGGCUUCGUAACCCACAAAAUGAAUGUAAGGUACAGACCAUUACGUGGAAAUAAGGAUGAGCUUCGUACCAUAGUAGAGGACUUCAUAGAGCAUCAGGACUAUGAGAAAGCCUUCAAACAACUGGCAUCUGGUGACUGGAUGCCCUGGACCUUUUUCAUCACUAAAAAUAAGGCUCUUCAAGCAACUUUUAAGGAACAUGUAUUUCGUUAUCUACGAGUUUUUGACAAGGACAGCGGAUUUGUGGUUAAGGCUUGCUACCGGUAUUCAAUGGAAGGCUGCAUUGGGGCCAAGAUAUGUGCAACCAAGAAAUGGUAUAAGAAUGAGCAGAUUGGGUUUUUGGUUGGCUGUAUUGCUGAGUUGAGUGAAGAGGAAGAAACUCAGCUAUUACAUCCUGGCAAGAAUGAUUUCUCUGUCAUGUAUUCCUGUAGAAAAAAUUGUGCACAGCUAUGGCUUGGACCCGCAGCUUUUAUUAAUCAUGAUUGUCGUGCCAAUUGCAAGUUUACUGCAACAGGCCGUGGAACAGCAUGCGUGAAAGUUUUAAGAGAUAUUGAAGAAGGUGAAGAGAUCACCUGCUUCUAUGGGGAAGAUUUUUUUGGGGACAACAACUCUUAUUGUGAAUGCAUCACAUGUGAAAGGCGAGGCACGGGAGCAUUUGCAAAUAAGAAGAAUGAAGAUGAUGUAGAAAAAGGUUACAGACUCAGAGAAACUGAUUUAAGGCUUCGGAUAAGUCGCCAAAGACUACGCAACCAACAAAAAAAAGGAGAGGAAGUGAUCAGUAAAGGGAAGAGUGAGGGUGCAGUUAGUUUAAAGGUGGAUGGUGGUGACCACAAGUUAAAAAUGAACAAUAUAUCUGCGAAGGUGAAUGGUGAGGUGGUAAGACGAGAACUAAGGACUAGAGGGGGAUCUCGAGACUCUGACAAGUCGGACAUUAGUACUGAUAGUGGCUCCACCCAAGCUAAUGUUAAGCGCUCUGGCUCUCAGGCCCAUCCUCAUUUGAAUGGUUUAUAUCCAAAAGCAAAGAACAGGAGAACAAGUUCUGAUAGUGCUCAGGAAAACAUUGAUAUUACCAUUGAAAAUUGUGAUGACCAAGUGAAAACCCUUGGUUCAGAUAAAUUUCUUAAGAAUGUUGUAAAUAAGGGGCGCCCUCAAACUAGAAGUUGUGUAGUUGCUAUUGAGAGUACUCUCAAAGAAGGAAAGGUUCCUGGUGAUACAAAUACUAAUGAACCUCCAAAUGGGAGGCACCUUGACUCCAAGGGAAUCAAGUUGCGUAGCCGCCGUCAGCUGACCACUGCCAUGAAGGAGGUGGGAUAUACCCGUAUUUUAAGGGGGCAUCACAACCGCUCUGGCAAUAUUGACAUAAAGACUCCCACAACUUUUUUUGAGGAUGUAGUUGAACGAGAGGAAAGUGAGCCAGAGUCGGCAGCAGGAAGUAACUUGCUCAUGCCCAGUGAAGACGAGUCUGCAAUAGUCUCAGGGAAUGACCCUCUGGUCAGGACGACAUUGUCUGAGGAAACCACCAGAGAAAUUGCUCCAAGGGAAUUGAUUCAAAGAGAAGUAAAUGCAAGGGAAGCAGCACCCAGCUCAAACUGCUUUGUGGAUCUCAGUCGGGUUAAGUUAACAGAUCACAUGCAGGCUGAGAUUAUGAACGAAACUUCUCAGCAGAACCGUAGUGUUACUAGCCCAAAUUUACAGUGUAUGCCUGUAAGUGGAAGACCCCCUCUGCGCAGGUUACGCAGACCCCCUGGUGAAAAAUGUGAUAACUCUAGUUUAGGUUACAUUAGUGUAGGAAAUAACUGUUCUAGUAAUAUAAUUAACAAUAACACUGACAAAGUUUCAGAACAAUCACUGCCAACCUCUCAGUUACCUCAGCAGUCUAGUAGUGUUAAAAAUGAGGUAAAUAGCUUGGAACCUCAUAGCAAAAAGACCAAGCAUUCAAAGUGCAAACAGACAGCUUUAAAAGACAUAGGCAGUACAAUGGUCAGUCAUUCUGGUUCUAGUGGAGCGGAAACAGUUACAGCCAAUCUUUCACCAGAAAAAGAUGUGUAUGAAUUUGAAGAAGAGGAUGAUUCAGCUUCACCUGGAUCAUUAAGGGUGGGUAAAAUGGCUGUUGGGUGUGGUCGCUGGGGAAGAAAUGUUACUAGUGAGUGUAGGACAUCUCCUCAAUGUGAAUCUCCCCCUCAUCCAUUGAUUGGUUACACUCCAUCUUCUCCUCCAGCAACCAUGGUCACCCCAGAGAAAAGUGGAAGGUGUGGGGUAAAGUUAAGGCUGCGGAUGAAGCGAUCUCCUGUGUUAGAUGAGGUUAUAGAAGUUGGGUCUCAUCUCUCGGAUUCAGGAGUUGCAUAUGAACCUGAAUAUGAGGUAUUGACUGUAGAAGGUAUCACAAACCAGGACUAUCAGACUGAUCACCACCACCAUCACCACCAUCACCGACGACAUCGUAAGAAGCACCAUCGUGAACACCGCCGUCGAUCUGACUCAUCAGAAGGAGAGAGUACUGAUGGAGACAGCACAGCAUCACCUCGACCCACUAUGAAGCGGCUUCGUCUAAUAUUGGGUAACGAGACACACACGAUCACGAUCCCUGACACUCACCUUGACCACAAGUAGCACGUAAGCCACCCGCGAUCCAUUGUCCCUCAACAUCCCCCACCAUUUCCUACCUUCAGAACAACAGCGUGUAAUUGAGCCUAUACUCCCACAGCCAAUUGAACUUCCUAUUGUAGGUCAGCCUGUGUCCCAUCAACUAAACACAAUUCUACCAUUUCUUAAACAUAUACCAGCCAAACUCCAUCUGAUCCACAUAAUUUAUACUAUCAUAAAUUUCCUUAACAUUUACCAAUCAAAUUCCACCUUAUUCACAUAAGUGAUGAUGUGUUCUCUUUAACAUAUACCAGUCAGACCCCCUUCUGAUCUACUCCUUCAUCACAGCCAAGGUUCAUCUGUUGGCCCAGUUCAUUAUUUAAUCACUGGACCACAUGGUGGACAAUCAUUAGUCUACGAGUGGUCUAGCUGUUGCAUCGUGUAAUAGGAUUGGCACUGUGCUUUACUGGAAGGGUAAGGGGUGUUUAAUUUACCAAGUAUUUGUAAGUUAUAUGUAUGAUGUUUUGUAAAUUGUUAUAUUUGUUUCUACACGGGUCGCGGGUGUAGACAUUUAAGUAAAACUUUUUUCUUUUCUUUUUAGGUAGAUUGAUUUUUUAUGAAUUUUUAUUUAUUUAUUUUUUAAUUUUUUAUUUAUUUUUUUUUUUUUGCCAAUACCGAUAAUUAGUAAUCAUUGUGAUUAUAAUUAUUUACACAAACCUUUAUCAUAUUUCUCAAAAAAAUUCUGUGAUUGUGUUGAUUUUUCAGCGUUAGAAGAACUAGUUUGAGACUAUGAAUGAUGACCUAGACAGAACCAUCAGUGUUUGCAGUAACUCGACAGCACCUCCGGGAGCAAUGUCAUGGGCUUAAAAGGUUUGACCAAGUCAACUAAUCACUUUCGAGGAUCAGCGCACAAUAAUUUCUCCAAGCCAGUCAACUAGUUCUGGGAUAGCAUGCUUUGUCCAGAGAAGUUUAUUAUUUCCUAGAAGAAGUUGUUAAAUGGAUGGAUUGAUUUAUUAUCGAUGAUGUAGUAGAGUGUAGAAAGAGCUAUGCUGCAGAGUUAACAGCUGAGUGGUUACAGUAUGCGCUUGUUCUUGCAGCCCUUGCCUGUAUUCGUGAAUUCAGUUAGGGUGACAAGAUCAUGAAAAAGCUCUUGUGCUUGUUUAGAAUGAAAAUGCUUUUAAUUCCAGCAGCUAGAAUUCGAAACUUGAGGGUUUUUAAAGAGGGCUGUAUCAACAAGGCAGCACUGUAUUUGGCCAAACCUGACAGGCCACUUUUAAUUACACUCUUCAUCGGCACCAUUCCACUCUUGUCUAUCUUGUCAUGAUUUUUGGAAGAUGACUGUCAAUACUGUGUAUUGAUGUUUUGAGUACCAAGUCACUGGUAGCUCUUUAACGGUGGUGUUAAUAAAAGUUGUAGAAGUGAA